CUGGCAAGGCGCGGCGGCGCCGUCGUGGUGGUCGGCGACGAGGGGCUCGGCUGGUGCACCCUCGAGCCUGCGCUCCAGCACUGCCUCCUCCGCCAGCGCCGUCGCGGAAGCCUUGGGUGGAGCACCUGCUCCUACAGAACUGCGUCGACAUCACAUCUCCGCGAGCGCGAUUGCCUGCAACGAGCGUCGCCUGGCCCUCCAAUUACGUCCACGUUUCAGAUAAGUUUGUAUAAUUAUUUUUUGUAAUUUACUUAAUGACGUCCAUGUUCCAAUUUUUUUUUGUAUGAAUACUAAACGAAUCUUCCGAUUUGCUCCUAUAGGAAAUGAAUUUGUCUACUUGAUGUAAGGGAAUGAAAAUGGAAAGAAUAUUUGAUACCUUCGUAAAUACAGCUAAUUGUGCUUUUCCGUAAAAAUGCAGUACAAGAGAAAAUACUCGCAAUGUGGUGAAGGAGAAACUAUGUGCUGCACAUGAACCUGUAUGUGGUGAAUGUGAACACGGAUGUGACAUGUGUGAACCUGGAUGUUUAUGGUACUUGUAGAUGUUUUGCGAUCUAUUCUCCAUGUAGGUAUGAACUGUGUGCGGGGAUAUGGAAUCAACUUACAGGGGAGUUUUUUUUCCCAACUUUUGAGCAUUUUGAAUUAAAAUCUGAUGACGAAGUUUUUCAAUUGAAGUCCAUGAACAAAUAUGUCACAGUAUUUUUGCUUGUCUUUAAAAAAUUGGCCACAUAGUGCACCAGGGUCAAAAGUGUCUUUUCAUGUUGUUGUUUAACACUGUUAGUGCUCAAAAUGAACUAGUGCUAUAUUAGGCAACAAAUUCUGACCAAGUGUCAAAUAGGGUUUGGUAGGGUUGAAUAAGGAUUUCUCUCUCCAGUCCCCCAAUCCAAUAGCGACCGAGGGGUGAGGGCGACAUGAGCCGCCGCCGCCGCCCACCCUUGCCGUUGUCGCCGGAAGUGGUGCAUCCGCUGGAUGUCGACGAUCUCCUCCAUGAGAUCAUGCUGCGCCUCCCACCGCAGCCGCCCUACCUCCUGCGUGCGUCCACCGUCUCCAAGCGCUGGCGAAGCCUUGCCACCGACCCCAAGUUCCUCCGCCGCUUCCCCAUCCACCACCAAAAGCCGCCCCUUCUAGGCGUCUUCUCAUGUACUAGGGGCGGCAUGUCGUUCAGUUCCACUCUGGACCCGCCCUACCGCAUCCCUCCUGAGCGCUUCUCCAUGCGCCCACGUAUCAGAUCCAGCCAGAUGUGCCUCGACGUCCGCCACGGACGCGUGCUCAUCAACGACGACAUGCGGAGUCGGGUAAUUGUGUGGGACCCCAUCACUGGUGACCGCCGCGUUGUGGCCUUUCCGCCGCAGUUCAGCCACAUGGGGAUACACAGUGGGGCGGUGCUCUGCGCCGCCGGCGACCGGGGGCACGUGCAUGGCGCCUGCCACUCAAGCCCUUUUAAAGUGGUUGCGAUCAUCAGCAACGAGCACGACGAUGAUCUUUCGGAUGAAGAUGAUGAUUAUGAACCAGAAGUAUUGGCUAGUGUUUACUCCUCCGAGACUGACAUGUGGAGCGAUCUCAUCUCAACAGGUUUUCUGGGCAGGGGUAUUGACAUCUCUCUUCGCAGCACACUUGUUGGUAACACCCUUUACUGGCUGCUGGAAAGCACUUUCAUGCUUAAGUUUGAUUUGGAGGCACAGAGAGCAGCUGUGACCGGGAGGUUUGCUGGUGCUCCUCGCGGUGGCAAUCUUCAGAUCAUCCAGGCAGAGGAUGGCACUGUUGGCUUUGCUGCUUUGUGCGACUUCCAUUACCGCCGCUGCUUGGAAAUCUGGGACAGGAAGAUUGAUUCUUAUGGAUUUCCCACGGGCGUGUUGCGGAAGACUGUUGAACUGCAGAAGAUUCUUGGAUUGGAGUCUAGGAUUGAUGGCAAAUCAUAUAUACUGCACUAUAUGGAGGAUGUUCAGGCAAUCUUAUUGCAGGUGCACUCAUCUGUCUACAUGAUUCAGCUUGAAUCAUUGCAGCCUAAGAAACUUUUCGAAAUCACAGAUAAUUGCAUCUAUCGUCCUUUCACAAGUUUCUAUGCCGAAGAGGUGCCAUUAGCAGUUUGAAGCAGGAGCAGCUUAUCUCUGGAUGAUGUGCGCAGCCUGGGAUGCGACUGAAGUCUGAUUAUGUCAAUGUGUAUGGCUACAUGUACUGCAGCUGUCCUGUG
Molecule: messenger RNA, 2188 nt
Organism: Lolium rigidum
Lineage: Eukaryota; Viridiplantae; Streptophyta; Magnoliopsida; Poales; Poaceae
Exons: 2
Coding region: 909-2087 (392 amino acids)
Molecular function (GO): protein binding
Source: RefSeq, a predicted model, not a curated record